ACCCACCGAUUUCAUUUCAUUCAAACGACAACAAUCGAGCUUAUUUUUUUCGCUGUUCUUAAAAAUCGAGCUAUUUGAAUCAUUUCAUUUCAUUUGUUUUUUGUUCAUUUUCAUAGUGAAUUUUAUUUUAUUUUUUAAAAAUGACUGACGUUACUUACUACAGACAAAUUCUACAUGAUCAAACUGAAUUUUUAAAUUCAAAAAUUGAAAAAUAUUUAAAAAUAUUGGAUGAUGAAUUGGAUCAGCUACCAGAAUCGGUUGUUGGACAAAUACGUCUGGUGAUUGGUCAAUCUCGUUUAUUUAUUAAUGAGCGUUUUAAACAAUUUUCCGGUUUGGUUGAUGAUUGUGAGCAACGACGUGGUGAAAAAGAAAUAAAAUUGGAAGAUUUAGCUGGAUUUUGGGAUAUGAUUAGUUAUCAGAUUGAUGAUCUUAAAUCAAAAUAUUCAGAGCUUGAGCAAUUACAAUCAAAUGAAUGGAAACUAACACAACCAUUACAAACAACAGUUAUUAAUGGUUCAGCAACAAAUGGUUUUUCAAAUAAAAUGAAUGGUAAUAGACAUCUUGAUAAUAAUCAUCAACAAAACGGCAAAGAUACAAUUGAUGGUGACAAAAAACCAGUGAUGAUGACGAAAAAAGUGCCAGCCAGAUCAAAUUUUCGUGAAUUUUUAAAAGCCAAAAAACAAGAAAAACAUGUUAAAAAUGAUACAAAAUUGAACAACGGUAAUGAUUCAAAAAUUAAUGGUCAUCAUGAAAAUGGUGAUACAACAACAACUACCUCUACAAAUGGUCAUCAUAAUAAUGACAAUGAUGAUAAUGAUAUUCAAAUUAUGAUUUUAGUCAACAACAAUAAUAAUAACAACAACCAUAAUGUCAAACAUAAUGGUGGUCAUCAACCAACAACCAAAGAUGUUAAAUCUGAUAAUGAUUGUUCAGAAACAAGCAAAAAUAAUGAUGAUGAUAGUGAUAACAAUGAACCAAACACUCAUCAAAAUGAUGAUGAUGGUGAAUCGAACAAAAAGAAAAAUUCAAUUCAAGUACCGGUUAAUUGAAUGAUUCGAAAAAAAGGUCAAUUUUAAUGGAAUCGUUAAUCGUUUUUUUCUUUUCAUUCGUUGGUUAUUUACUUAAAACAAAAAAUUCUUCAUCGGUGUCAUUUAGUUGUUUAUUGUGUUCGUUUCGAAAAAAAUAUGAUGAUAAUCUUUAAAAAAACCAAAUAAUUAAAAA
This is a messenger RNA of Dermatophagoides pteronyssinus (European house dust mite), 1221 nucleotides long. RefSeq lists its product as uncharacterized. Gene Ontology annotation, biological process: regulation of mitotic cell cycle; centrosome localization; chromosome segregation. The record is from RefSeq and is a predicted model, not a curated record. Gene Ontology annotation, molecular function: microtubule binding. Gene Ontology annotation, cellular component: nucleus; cytoplasm; spindle pole centrosome. NCBI's taxonomy places the organism in Eukaryota, Metazoa, Arthropoda, Arachnida, Sarcoptiformes, Pyroglyphidae.